UAUUUCCCUUUCGUCGCUCCUCGCCCCUGCUCCCGCCUUGCGCGAGCGAGGUGGGGGGAAGGCGAAGGAGGAGGGAGGAGGGAGGAGGGAAGGGGAGAGGGGAAGAGGAAAGAGGAGGGAAGGAGGGGGAAGGGGGAGGAAGAGCGAGGAGGGGGGAGCAGGGGGAGCAGGCUGACGUCCCAGCGCUGUAGCUGAUGGGCUCCAGCUUCGCCUCCCACAUCCCGCUGAGCAGCGCCAGAGCCCGGUCCCGCCCUCUGCCACCGCUCGCCUUCUCCUGACGCGCUGGCUUCAUUCGACUCUCCCUCUUCCUCCUCCUCCCCUAAAGCCCCUAAAGCCCCUGAAGACCUUCACGCGAGUGGGGGGGGAGAGGGAGGAGGGAGGAGCAGGGGGAGCAGGCUGAAGUCCCAGCGCCGUAGCUGAUGGGCUCCAGUUUCGCCUCCCACAUCCCGCUGAGCAGCGCCAGAGCCCGGCGCCACGGCCCGCGUCUCUCGCACGCGCUGGCCGGAGCGCUUUAACUGAUGACGUCGGGCUCCAGCUUCGCCCCGCCAAUUUCUCUGAGCAGUGACAGAGCCCUGUGCCACCGCUCGCCUUCCCCACACGCGCCAGCUACAUCGUACUGGUCAUUAUCAUCCUCCUCAUCAUCACCAUCACCACCGCCGCCAUCAUCAUGAUCAUCAUCAUCAUCAUCUUCAUCAUCAGUUUGAGGAGGCUGAUGCCACAACCUGCUGCCACUGCUCGCCUCUCUCGCACGCGCUGGUCGAAGCGCAUUAGCUACGGACAUCGGGCUCCAGCUUCGCCCCCCCACAUCCCGCUGAGCAGCGCCAGAGCGCAGUGCCGCAGCUCGCGUUUCUCGCACGCGCUGGUCGAGGCGCUCCAGCGGAUGACAUCGGGCUCCAGCGUCGCCCCGCCCAUCUUGCUGAGCAGUGAGGGGUAUCCAACGGGGGGGGCGGGUACGAUUUGUUAACAUCUGAUGACGUCGGGCUCCAGCUUCGCCUCCCACAUCCUGCUGAGCAGCGCCGCAGCCCGAGGCCGCAGCUCGCCACGGAACGCUGCCACUGCUCGCCCCAGUCCCACGUCGUGACCCCAGCCCCUUCGAUGGCUUGAAUCACGAUGGCCCCCUCCGUAGCUGAUAACGUUGGGCCCCCAGCGCCACAGCCCGAGGCCACAGCUCGCCACGGCACGCUGCCACAGCUCACCCCACUCCCACGUCGUGACCCCAGCCUCCUCGAUGGCUUGAAUCACGAUGGCCCCUUCCGUAGCUGAUAACGUUGGGCCCCAUGCUGGCACUCUCGAUGGCUUGAAUCACGAUGGCUCGAACCACACUUGGCUUGAGCCAGACUUGAGCCAGGCUUGAGCCAGACUGGCUUGAACCAGAGAAAAGGGCCACACUUUGUUGCCAUAGGUCUGCUGCAAGUGCAAGCUCAUUGGCCAAAUGUCACAAUCUUACCACCACCAGCCGAGAACAUAAAUUGCUCUGGGAUGCCAGUGCAAGGGACGUCUGUCGGACAAACCGGUGGGGGUCCACAACAAAUCAAACAGUGCAGCGGAACCAGGCCAAUAGAAGCGGGCCACACUUUGUUGCCAUAGGUCUGCUGACAGCGCAAGCUCAGUGGCCAAAGGUCAGAGUCUUACCACCACCACCAACCGAGAACAUAAAUUGCUCUGGGAUGCCAAUGCAAGGGGCGUCUGUCGGACAAACAGUUGGGGGUCCACAAAUCAAACAGUGCAGCAACCUACAAUCCGAAGGCCUCCUGAUGCCUUCAGGGCAAAUAAAUCGCACCCGAUUCGCAAGCCUCAGUUAUCCCACUUGGUGGGAUUGCUCCUUUGCAGUGAGCUGUGUUGCUAUACAAGAAGUCCGCGUGGCAAUCUAAACGGUCGCCUAUGUUUGCUUCUGUCCUGCACGCCGCGGCUUCACAUCGGCGUUUCCACGACCAUGACAUUUGAUAGUCCAUUUCGGCACGUACUUCACACCGUGGCUCCACAUCGGCGUUUCCAAAAC
Molecule: messenger RNA, 1999 nt
Organism: Prorocentrum cordatum
Lineage: Eukaryota; Dinophyceae; Prorocentrales; Prorocentraceae
Source: the annotation of a GenBank genome assembly